Messenger RNA from Entamoeba dispar SAW760, 2271 nucleotides. RefSeq names its product transcription regulatory protein SNF2, putative. Gene Ontology annotation, biological process: transcription-coupled nucleotide-excision repair. The coding region runs from base 1 to 2271 and encodes 756 amino acids. NCBI's taxonomy places the organism in Eukaryota, Evosea, Mastigamoebida, Endamoebidae. The record is from RefSeq and is a predicted model, not a curated record. The transcript has a single exon. Gene Ontology annotation, molecular function: ATP-dependent chromatin remodeler activity; ATP binding. Gene Ontology annotation, cellular component: nucleus.
AUGAAGCGUACAUAUGAAGAAGAUGAUAUAAUCGAUGAAGAAGAACAAAGAGAUGAACAAACAAUAGUCCCACAUGAGAGUGAUAGAUUUAAAGAUGUAGAUGAAGAAGAAAUUAAAAAAGAAGUAAAAGAAGAAGAUGUUAAAUAUGUAGAACAUCUUGAAAAGGAAGAAGAAUGGACAGAUGAUGCCAUCGAAGGGGUAUACAAACAACGACUAGAAAAAAUGGGGUUUAGUGUUAAACAAACAAAAGACUCUGUAGUUCCAUUAGGAGAAAAAAAAAUAUUUAAAAGUGGGUUAGUAAUGAGAAAUGAAUUAUAUCAGUCAUUAUUUGAACAUCAACGAAUAGGUGUAAAAUGGAUGUACGAAUUAUUUAAACAACAUGCAGGAGGGAUUGUUGGAGAUGAAAUGGGAUUAGGUAAAACAUUAAUGGUACUUGCAUUUUUAGAGGGAUUGCAAUGUACAUUCUUUAAUAAAGAAAAAACAGAAACAUUAACAUGUGGUAAUUCACUUGUUGUAGCACCAUUAACUCUAAUACCACAUUGGGUUUCAGAAGCACAUAGAUUUGUUCCUUCGUUGAGGGUAAUUAUAUUACAUAAUGAUUUAUCAUCUACAAAUAAAGACAAUAUUAAUUUAUUAAACACAACACACAACUCAUUAUAUUUAACUACAUAUGAAUUUAUUAGAAUACAUAAAGAUAUUUUAAGUGAAUAUCCUUGGUUUUGUAUUGUAUUAGAUGAGGGUCAUAAAAUUAAGAAUCCUAAUGCAGAGAUUUCAAAAGCAGUUAAAUUGUUAGAAGCUCAUCAAAGGUUAUUAUUAAGUGGAUCACCAAUUCAAAAUAACUUAAGUGAAUUAUGGUCAUUAUUUGAUUUUGUAUAUCCAGGUAAACUUGGUACAUUACCUUUGUUUCAACAACAAUUUAUUAAACCUAUUAGAUACGGAUCAUAUACAUCAGCAUCAUACUUUCAAUUUAUGGCUGCACUCAAAUGUGCUAAAGGAUUGAGAGAUAUGAUUGCACCAUUUUUUUUAAGAAGAAUAAAAAAAGAAGUACUUCCAUCAUUACCAACAAGACAAGAAAAAUUUAUUUAUUGUCCAUUGACACCAAAACAACGAUCUAUGUAUUUAGAAUAUGUUAAUUCAAGUAGUAUAGCAAAAGUUAUUGAUGGAGAUAUGGAUAUGUUAGCAGCAAUAGAUACAUUAAGAAAAAUAUGUAAUCAUCCACAUUUGAUAAAUAAAACCGAAGAUUUAACACCUGAAACAAUAUAUAAAGAAAGUAGUAAAUUAAAAUAUGUAUGUGAUUUACUUAAACAAUUUCAAAAAGAAGGGCAUAAAGCACUUAUCUUUUGCCAAACUCGACAAAUGUUAAAUAUUAUUGAACAAAUGAUGUUAAAUGAAAAAUUCAAAUAUCUUAGAAUGGAUGGUCUUGUUAGUAGUAAUAAAAGACCAGAAUAUAUUUCACAAUUUAAUAAUGACCCAACAGUAUUAGUAUUUAUUUUAACAACUAGAGUUGGUGGUCUUGGAAUUAAUUUAACAGGAGCAGAUAGAGUAAUUAUGUAUGACCCAGAUUGGAAUCCAACAGUUGACUCUCAAGCAAAAGAAAGAACAUUAAGAAUUGGACAGGAUAGAGAUGUAAUCAUUUAUAGACUUAUUUGUUCAGGAACAAUAGAAGAACAUAUUUAUCAAAAACAAAUGGCAAAAGAAAUAUUGUCUGAUAAAAUUUUAUGUAAUGAAGAAGAAAAAACAAGAAAACAAUUUAAAAAACAAUUUAUUCGUGAAUUUUUUCAAUUAGUUGAUGAAAACCAAAAAGAAAUCUAUGAAAUUGAAGGAGAAAAAGAAGAAGAAACAACAAAUGAUAAAAAAAGUACUGAAAGUGAUCUUAUGAAUAAUAUUUAUAAUAAAAAUGAAAAUGGAAUUAAUCAAAUCAUUGAAGAAAAGUCUAGAGACUUAACUGAUAUUGAAAAAAGAUUAACAGAUGAAGAGACCCAAAAAAUUGCUGAACGAGCAAUUCUUCAACUAAAAAUGGAAAAAAAAAGAGAGAUGAUGACAGAAAAGAAAUCAGGAGAUAUAAACAAAUCAAACUCAGAAAAGAAAUCAAUCGCAGAAAGAUUGGCUGAUUUUAUUGAAAGUAAAAAUGGUAAAGGAGUUAGUACUAAUGAAGUAAUAGACAAAUUUGCUGAUGAUGUAAAAGGAAAUAAUGAAUGUAGAAUUUUUAAAGAAAUCUUAAAAAAAAUAUGUAAAUUCAAUCCAAAACUAAGAUUGUGGAUUCCAAAAUAA